UGUCUGACUCUGGGGCCAGCACAAUGCUUCUGCUGUUCCAAGAGCUCCACUCCAAAUUACCUCAGCGAGAGCUUUUUCAUGGUGAAAGGUGCAGCCCUUUUCCUGCAGCAAGGAAACAGCUCCCAGGGCCAGCGAAGCCUCCAGCACCCUCACAAACAUGCAGGUGACUUGCCCCAGCACCUCCAGGUGAUGAUCAACCUCCUUCGCUGCGAGGACAGGAUCAAACUGGCCGUGCGGCUGGAGAGCGUGUGGGCCGACCGCGUGCGCUACAUGGUGGUGGUGUACAGCAGCGGCCGCCAGGACACCGAGGAGAACAUCCUGCUGGGUGUGGACUUCUCCAGCAAGGAGAGUAAGAGCUGCACUAUAGGGAUGGUUCUUCGCCUCUGGAGUGAUACCAAAAUCCAUCUGGAUGGGGAUGGUGGCUUCAGCGUGAGCACUGCAGGGAGGAUGCACAUCUUCAAGCCUGUGUCGGUGCAAGCCAUGUGGUCAGCUCUACAGAUCCUGCACAAAGCCUGUGAAGUCGCAAGGAGGUACAACUACUUCCCAGGUGGAGUGGCCUUAGUCUGGGCCACCUACUAUGAAAGCUGCAUCAGCUCUGACCAGAGCUGCAUCAACGAGUGGAAUGCCAUGCAGGACCUGGAGUCCACUCGCCCUGACUCCCCAGCACUCUUUGUUGACAAGCCCACGGAGAGGGAACGCACGGAACGGCUCAUUAAGGCCAAACUCCGGAGCAUCAUGACCAGCAAAGACCUGGAAAAUGUCACUUCCAAGGAGAUCCGAAAUGAGCUGGAGAAACACAUGAACUGCAACUUGAAGGAAUUCAAGGAGUUCAUAGAUAACGAAAUGCUGCUAAUCCUGGGUCAGAUGGACAAACCCUCUCUGAUUUUUGACCAUCUCUACCUGGGCUCCGAGUGGAAUGCCUCCAACCUCGAGGAGCUGCAGGGCUCAGGCAUCGACUACAUCCUGAACGUCACACGGGAGAUCGAUAACUUCUUCCCUGGGCUCUUCGCCUACCACAACAUCCGCGUGUACGACGAGGAGACCACGGACCUGCUGGCACACUGGAACGAGGCCUACCACUUCAUCAACAAGGCCAAGAAGAACCACUCCAAGUGCCUGGUGCACUGCAAGAUGGGGGUGAGUCGCUCUGCCUCCACUGUGAUUGCCUAUGCCAUGAAGGAGUUUGGGUGGUCCCUGGAGAAGGCCUACAACUACGUGAAGCAGAAGCGCAGCAUCGCGCGGCCCAACGCCGGCUUCAUGCGGCAGCUGCUGGAGUACCAGGGCAUCCUGGAUGCCAGCAAGCAGCGCCACAACAAGCUGUGGAAGCAGCAGGCAGACAGCAACCUGCCCCAGAACACUGAUGGCACCACAGGGUCGGGAGAUUUCCUCAUGGAGAGCUUGGACAUCGACCUGGAGAACCGCCUGGCUGACCUGGACAUGCCUUCCCAGUCGGCAUACCUGGACAACCGCGGCGACGUGUCCGUGGGCUUCGACUACUGCUUCCGGCGCCUGUCGGACACGCUGCUGGAGAACAAGAUCCCCACGGACAGGGAAGGGUUUUUCCACGUGGAGCAGCUGGAGGGGGAGCUGGAGCGUGGCGCC
This is a messenger RNA of Acanthisitta chloris (rifleman), 1602 nucleotides long. It is a transcript of the gene SSH1, whose product is annotated as slingshot protein phosphatase 1. The transcript is spliced from 13 exons. Gene Ontology annotation, molecular function: protein tyrosine/serine/threonine phosphatase activity; actin binding. Lineage: Eukaryota; Metazoa; Chordata; Aves; Passeriformes; Acanthisittidae. Gene Ontology annotation, biological process: protein dephosphorylation; negative regulation of actin filament polymerization; actin cytoskeleton organization. Gene Ontology annotation, cellular component: cytoplasm. The annotation marks the transcript as partial. The record is from RefSeq and is a predicted model, not a curated record.